Penicillium cosmopolitanum is the source of this 825-nucleotide messenger RNA. RefSeq lists its product as uncharacterized. Gene Ontology annotation, cellular component: mitochondrion. The record is from RefSeq and is a predicted model, not a curated record. The transcript has 3 exons. The coding region runs from base 1 to 825 and encodes 274 amino acids. NCBI's taxonomy places the organism in Eukaryota, Fungi, Ascomycota, Eurotiomycetes, Eurotiales, Aspergillaceae.
AUGAUUCAAGACCUUCAGGAGAAGCACAUGUCGCUGAGUAUCCAGCGCAAUGGCAGCCGGCUCGCCGAGCUCAUGGUGGCGGAUACCCUCGUUGCUGCAGGCUCAGCAACGUUGGUUACACCAGCGGUGAUGAUCUUUGACAGACUCGUCGUCGAAAAGUCCUUCUACAACCAACCACUCUUUCCCGCAUUCCGCAGACAUCUCUGGUUCUCCAUCACCCAACCAGCCACAUUCUUAGUUUCGCGCCCUAGCCUGCUGGUCUGGGGCCUUUAUACUGCAACAUUCGCAACCGCCAACAUGUCCGAAACCCUCCUCAAUAAAGUCUAUCCCAAAAUCGACCAUGCCAUUGCCGGUAUGACCACAUUCGCAUCCACCUUCGUGGUCAACUCCUCCGUCGGCAUCUGGAAAGAUAUGGUUCGCUCCAUCGGCCGCACCAGAAUCCCCCUGGCCACAUACUCAGCUUUCCUUCUCCGAGAUGGCCUCACCAUCUUCGGCUCCUUCAGUCUCCCCGCAAUGGUCUCGGCUACUAUCCCGGACUCCAUUGCUUCGCAAGAAUAUCUCAAAAUCCUCAUCGCGCAACUUGCCAUCCCGGCCUCCAUCCAGCUUAUUAGCACCCCGAUCCACCUUUUCGGCCUGGACGUAUACAACCGACCGCAAGUGAUGCCUACAAAAGAGCGUGUCGCACGAAUCAGCCGCGACUGGAUCGGCGCCUCGCUACUUCGAAUGUGCCGCAUUAUCCCCGCGUUUGGAAUCGGGGGCUUCGUGAACACCGAAGGCCGGCUCUAUCUACAUGAACAGCUGGAUGAGCGUCGCGCCCCUUCAUGA